GAAUUGGUGCGUUACUGCGUAAACAAAUUGUCAAAAUAGUACAAACCAUCAUAGAUUUGGAUGAAAAAAAUUGGAUUUGUCUGAAAGGUCUAAUAUAUUAAUAUUUAAAAUCCUGGAAAGACGCCACUGCUCAAGUUUAAUCAAUUUGGGUGAAAGACUCGAUUUAAUGACAUUUAAAUUAUUGUGUGUUUGAUAUAUCAGGUAUUUGUUGUGUAUAGAAAUUUUCAUUUUAAAUCCAGUUUUUGUGAUCUAUUGGGAUUUGAUUUGGAAAAUUUAUUUUGAUAACUGUUUCUUAAACCUAUAUCUAGACAAGUUUUAAUCCUUUUUGGUUAUCUAAAAGAUUUGGUCCUAAUCUCUGUUACGUGAUUACUUAAACCGUGCUUUCAGACGUUACUGAAUCGUUUUCUACUAAUAGCAUAUCAUUCUCAGUUGUUUUGCUUUUUACGUCAUUGGAAUCACAAGGUCUAAUCUUUAUUAACUACAGGGAUAUAAUAUUUUCAACUCUAGGCUUAUGAGUUCUUUGUUUUACAACCAGUAUGAACACAUUAUAUAGGGUUGUUUAAUUUUUCAUGCCCUAGAAUUCUGCAGUUUAGUCUAUUGGGAUUAAAACAAUUAUCUACAAUUCAACAACAGUCAUAAAUAAAUUGCAUCUGUAAACAUAUUUUCGAGGUUCUACUCUUCAUAAGGUUAUGCAAAUUCUUGACUGUUGGUUGAAAAAUGUGGAUCAGCGAUAGGAGCUGGAGAAUAUGAGAGUCACAAGGCUAUUAAAUUCAGACAAAAUUCAGAGGAAAUAAGAUUAAAAAUAAUAGUCUGCAGCGAGUUCAUUUAAAAAUGAAUAUUUAUUUUAACCACUCUGUUACUCAACAUGAUGUGAGCAUUUUGUGACUACUUGUGACUUGGCUUCCUUUUAAAAAUAUUUACCAACAGAGAUGUGACCACUCCGAAUGAUCAUGCAGAAAUAUGGAACAUGAAUUGCAGAGUAUGACGUUCCAUCCAUUCCUGCCUUCUUUGUUCAAGUCAUGUGUUAUCUGUUUUCUGAAGUGUAUCCAUUAAUACUCAUGGUCGUUUUAUUUCUGGUAAGGUAGUUUAAACUAGUCAAAAUGUUAUAAACCAGUCACUCUUCUAUGACAAGUAUAACAGGUCAGUUGAAAUGUGUUAAUUUUUACAGUGUUUUACAGUGGAGACUCUUUUUGCCAUGAAAGGGUUCACCGACAAGAUCGAUGCAACCCGUUUGGGUUAAGAGACUCCAUUCGUUGACCACUGGAUUAGAAAAUUGAAGCCCCACCUUAGGUCAAUCUAGUCGCGAUAUUUGAAUCCUUUUGUGGCCGCCUGGAUGAUGAUUGAUUUUAGAGGAGCGAUAACAAAUGAUUUUCUGAGGUCUAAAUCGACAUAACGUCACUUCAUGUUUUACAAUUAGAGAAAAGAGCAAAGAUGUGGGAGUUUUAAGGUCACCUUUCUGAUGCCCACUCGACAGAAAUAACUUGGAAUCGUAAGUAUUUGAAGGAUUUCUCUUGUACUUGAAGGUAGGUAGGGAACUUCGGAUUGUACUUCCCUUCAGUCGGUCUUUCAGGUGAUAAGAAACACCACGGAUUAUUGCUUUGUUUAAUAAAAGUUUAAAAUUUUAUUAGUUUCAAGCUAUUAUCACUAUCAAUUGUCUUCUCUAUAGCUUAAAUGUUUAUGUAAUCUAAUUUUAUCCAUACUAGCUAAAACAAACACAUUGAGUUUCAUGAAAGAUUAGUUGUGUGAAGCGAAAGCAAAAAUAAACAAGAAGCCACUUGCCAAAGCCGCUAGAGCAAAUUUACUGCUCAUUUAAUGUGAAAUUUCUUGUAGAAGUUGAUGAUAAUUUUUAUCAUUCUAAAGAUUGUUGAAUCCAUUUACGAAAUCCAUAAAUAAUAUAUGAACAAGUACACCUUAUACUUUGACGGUGUCACUAAAGUUUAUACACUUAGACCACUGAAGGUUGCUAAAUCUCACUUAUUACUUAGUUCAUAUUUUGUAUCUGGCAAUUACAUUGUUGUUGGUUCUAAUCAUUGCACUUCUUGAAACUCAAUCAACACACUGAAGUCUUAAGCUACAUGUUGGAAAUGGUUCUUUCAGUCAGAGAGCGAAUAUACCACUCAGUAGUUUGGUUUACAUAGUUGCCCAACAAGUAUUUUAAAUAAGCUGCCAGUGCUUCUGUAGGGCUUUAAAAAAGCUCUCAAAAAUUGAUGAGAAGUUGAGUCGUGUUCAGGAGGAUAAAUUUUGAAGAAAAUAGCUAUUUUCUAAUGGAUUAAUAGUGACAAUGAGAGCGGGCAACACUAUAAGAGUAAUCUAAGGUCGGGAUUGUUGUUGACCAAUUCUAAACUAUGAAAGUGCGCAGUCUCGUGCGUGUUUAGACAGUCGAUUCACUGUCUUAAUGAUUGAAUAUUAUUUAAAUAUGAAAAAAACUAUUUAUUCCAAUGCUUGCAGUGGAACAUGAGAUAUCAUUGCACUGAAAACUUCCACUUUUGGGGUCUUUGUGUGAUGCUUUGAAAAAUGAAAAUAAAGUUGGCGAACAGUAGCAUUAUUUUUAUAGUUUUUGCAGUAACUUUAGUUUAGUAUCACUGCCUACUUCCUAAUGAUCUGUUCCAUUUGUUUUUAAACCUAAAUUAUAUAUGUUGUUCAAUAUUAUUGAUACAUUUAAUUCAGCUUCUCUGCUCUUUCCUCUAUUUUUUCCCUUUUGUACUGAUGUAAAGCACCAUCUUGUUCCUGUCUAUUUCUUAAAGGUUUAAUGUUAUUGAUGACCGGAUUGAAUUUAUUGUUUUAAUCAAGUUCGUGAUCACUAAAUAUAUUUAUUUGGGUAAAUUUUCACACAAAUUCACAACCUACUCAUUUUUAAUCGUGUUUUGUUCCCUGUCUUAUAUAUAGAGAGUUAGCUAAAUAGGGUUGUGUUUUUUCUUAAUUUUAUAUUCAUCUCCAAUCCGAUUUGGUUUCGAAACGUUAAAAAUACACCUGCAGAUUCUAAAUAUAAGCUAUUCUUAUUUUUGUGGUCAUAAUUUUCCACUAAAAUGGUUUCGUUAGAAUUGAGUACGGUUUUAAAAUAUCUUUAAUCUUAAGCAACAUCAUCUGAAGAACUAAUGAAGCCAAAAAUUCUGGACUACUCUUUUAUCCGUUUUUGUGUUUAUGAUCACCAGUUUACUCAGAAGUGUUACAAAUCCAAUGGAUUGAUUUCAAUAUGGAUUUACUAGAGUUUUUAUUGAGAAACUCUAUGGUUGGUUUCAGAUUCUCGUUGUUUGUAUUGUUGGAGGUUUUUCUUCUGAUCGAUGAUUUCCCUUCCACCUGUAGAUAAAGCAAUUAUUGAGUAAAUUUAGGUUGCCCUAUAUUCCACUGCAACUGUACAACAAUCGAUAGAUUUGAACAACUAGGAAGUAAGUUUAUAACAUAUUCACUAAUAUCAACUGUGAUGCAUUUUUGGGUGCCGGGGUUGCUUCUGCUGAUAUUCUCAUCAAUUUCAUUCUCACGUAGCAUUUUAUUCAUUUACGGUAUUAUGAACGGGGUUUGAACAAACGUCAUUCAUCACAACGGAACUGUGUAGGUUGUAGACUAUCCGUCUCUUUCCGUAUGUGUGUUAGUUGGCUGGGUUUAAUUUAGGGUCUUUUAAUCACCGACUAAUAAGAAAUCACCGAAAUUAAAUGGACUCAUUUGCACCAUGUUCUUAAAAGUUUAUUUCAAUCAUAUUGUGCAAGUUACAUAAUAUAUAAUCUUACUAACUACAGUAGAGCAGGAAUUGCAAGAAUUAAGAAAUGAAGUGAAUUUGUCUUAUCUCGUUUUCAAAAAUCUAGGGGGCUAAUAUAAAUUAGCUAACGAACACUUAAUGAGGAAGAGAUUGAUGUGUUCGUUCUCUGGUUUCUAACAGUAUUCUUCAAAAAUUACCACUCAUUUGGAAUUUUUAUACUUAUUUGCCAACAAAAUAACCUUUUGACAUAUGCAUUUUACUAGGGAAUUUGAUGUUUCGUACAACAAGGUAAUUCGUAAAAGCCUUUGUGGUUUUCAUCAUUCAGAGAACCUUCAUAGAUAAGAGUCAAUUAAAUUUUUUAUCUUAAUGCGUGGCUCUUCUUCAGCGUAUAUUUGAACAAUCUUGCGUGAAAUGGUAACACAUCAAGCUUCUGUGUCCGAAUCAAACUGUCCACAUUUUCAAAACCAACCAUAUUAUUUCCUUAUGCUUAUGAUCUUUAUCACUAAGAUGUCAUGAUAUCAGACUGUCUAAAAUUCAAAAUUUCAAGUCAAAUUCAUCAAAUACCCUAUUAUAAUGUCUUUUAUUCUACUACUAGCCACUGAUGAAAGGCUAUUCUUAAUUCACCUAGAAAUAAUACUCACAUAUAACCAAUUUUUUUUCUAACUGUAGAUGGCAACUCCUAGUUUGAGGAAGGGUACAUCUAAUUCAGACCUGUUAGACCGCACAGUUACCACAAAUUCUAAUCCAGUUAGAGCAUUUUAUGAAAUACCUGAGGGCAAAUCAACAUCUGCCCAAAUAGUCAAAGAAUCAAGAGAUUGGCUUCGUUCUGUUUCAACAUGUAGGCCAUUUACACCUAAAGAUAAAACGAGAUCACUGUUGAACACACUACAAACAAGAACUGGUUACAGACCACCAAGCGCUUUCAAGGUUACUGCAAAAUCUUUUGACCCUUAUGAAACAACAAGCAAAUCAAAUAUCCAAUUGGAACCAAUUCAUACAAAAAAAAAAAAUGUUCAGAAGCAAUCAAAGCUUGGUAAAAUUGAAAUGAAACUUGUCGUAAAACGAAAAUCUAAAAAUCUCGAUGACCGAAUUCGCGUUCGUCACUCCGCAACACCAUCUCAACCCAGUGGACCCAUGGAGGAAUCUGUUUUGACUGAUAGUCAGAAAAAUUCACCACGUCUAGAACUUAUUGGCACACAAACUCGUUUGAUCUCCCCGACAAAUGUUAAGCGUCCAGCUUGUUCGUUUAUUAAAUCAGAACGAUGCUCCGCUCCAAAGUCUCCAUAUGGUAGUUGUACCGAACUUCAGAUGACGUCAACUACUCAAAAAUAUUCACAAAAUACUCAAAUGGAAAUAAAUAAAAAUAAGGAAAUCUUCUCAAAAAUUGAUUCUAUUCUACAUGAAAAACAUUCUUCCAAUAAUAAAAUAACAACAAGAAUUACCGCAUAUCCUUACUAUCUUAGUCCUCCUCAAAUGUUAACAUUAUCUUCAAUAGAUGGAGAUGAAUCCUUUCGGCCAAAUAGUCCAGUUGAUUCAUUUCUUUUAUCGAAUAGAAAAACUUCAACUACUAAAGAAGAUAAACAUCAAGUUAGGUCUAAUGGUAUUCGAUCUGCUGUUACUGGAACAAAUACAAGUAGAGAAUUUACCAAAUUAAUUGUCGAUGAGAAUAAACCUAAAUCUUGUGGUCCACAUCAACGUUCAGUCAAUUACGAUAUAACUAAUAUAAAUUUACGUGACAAAUUUCAAACAUCUGUGUCUAGUGACUCUGGUUUGUCAUCCAUUACAGAACUGGAUAAUUUAAUUUAUCAGUUAAAUGAACUGUCAUUGUCAACAUCAACAAUAAAAACAGAGAUAUUAGCAUCAUCAUCAUCCUGUUCUAAUUUACGAAACUCAAAAACAUUUGAUUCGCAAGUAUUAUUUAAAGACAACAAUGAUUCAUCAGUUCAGGAACAAUACCAAAAUUCAAGUGAAGCAAAGAACAAAGCUACAACUUCGACAAAAAGUAUGCAUAAAUCGGUGGACGAAGAAGAAACUGUUCAUUCAAACUUAACAACAAAUAAACCAAACGAAACUGAAAUCACAGACCUAUUAGAUCGUAUACAAAACUGUAUCAGUGAAUUUGAUGUGGAAGGGAAUCGAAAUUGGCCAAACCGUUCAACGUUAUUGAAAGCUGUGUUUAACUUAAUUAAUUAUCCUUCAUCAAGGAUACAUCUAGCAGUAGCUAGAUUGAUCUUUACAAUGAAUGUAACUGGGAAAAAUUUGUUAAACAUUUGUAAAAUUGUCUAUAAAGUGGCUAAAAAUGCAAAUAAUGAUUGCUUAUUUCUAGAGAAUCCUAAUACACUUGACAUUUUGAUUGAUGCUCUACACUUAAUAGAAUUGUCCAUUAAAUCUUUUUCCGUUUCCUCAUCUGUUGCCUAUCCGUCAACAUUACCAGUAACCUCAUCGUUAUCACCAAAAUCUUGUUCAGUGAACAAUUUGUUUGAAAACCCAACAUUAUUCUGUAUGCAUUUAGAAAGUUUAUUAUUUUUAACCGGAACAAUAAAGUUUCUUAUAAGCAAUAUAAAUUUCAUGCCUAAAUUUCAUUCCAAUUCAAGCUUUUUACCAAAUUUAAUGACUAUUCAUAAGCACAUAUAUGAAAUGUUAAUUUAUUUCCUGAAUAAUAAGAAGUACUUUUGUUCAGUAAUUACUGUUAAAAACGAAGGGCAACAUAAUAACAAUGAUGACAAUGACGGUGCUAAUAAUAAUGAUGUAUUUGGAAAUCAAAUUGAUAAAUUUAUACAACAUGCAUAUCAUAUCAUCAUACAGGUCACAGAGAUAUUUUGUUAUUUAAGCUCAAUGGAUUCAUUUCGUCCUAAACUAAUUGUGAACAAUGGAAUAUUGCAACAUAUUAUAAAUUCUAUAAUCAAUUAUAAAGAAUCCGAUGACAAAAUGUUGAGGAAAAGUGAUAGUACUCCCACUACUCCUGUUUGUAUAACUACCGAUAAUAACGAUGAUCAAAGUGAAGUGGAAUUCAACUUUUCAGAAUUUUAUACUAUUUACUUCAAUUGGAUUAGAUGUUUAUCUCAUUUAACAGAACAUGCAGAUGUUUGUCAUUGUUUGGAAAAUUGGUUAAUUCCAUCCAACAAAGAUAUGAAUAUCAAUUUAACAACAAAUAUAAAGCCGAACGAUUCGAUUAAUACAUGUCAAAUGUUAUCAACACAAAUUACAGUAUUAUGUUAUGCUUUAACCGAUUUCAUAUACAUUUUUGAAGAAAAACAUGAACUUGUUGUUAGGACAGCCUAUGUACUUGGCAAUCUGGCAGCUAAAUGUGAACGUGCACGUAUAGCAAUAGUACCUAAUCAAAAUUCUUUGCUGAAACUAUGCAAUUUAUGCCAUCGAUAUAAUGAAAUACAAAAGCUUAUUCAUCAAUCUGAUCAUUAUACAGACAAAACUAAUUUGAAUAAAUUGAAUAUAGUCGAAAAAAAUCGUACUGAAUUUAAUAAUACCGAUUUCCUAAAUAAUGCUUUAACAGAUAAACUAAAUAAAUCUGUCAAAUCAACAUAUUCAUUACAAUAUGAUAUACUGGUGAAAUUACUGCGGGUUAUAGCAAAUGUUAGCAUUAGUAAUACAGUUGGAUUGAUAUGCACAGCAAACUUUGAUUGCAUAAAUUUAAUCUUAGGAAUUAUUGAUAAUCAAUCUAUUGAAGAACCAAAUGAAUUACUGCUAAACUGUUUUGCAUGCUUAAACAACUUAACUUACUACAUAAAGCAAGAACUAGCUGAUCAAUCUGUUAUAAAACAAUGUGAAAUAGCAGAAAGUUUAUUACGUGUAAUAACGAAGACUAGUGGUCUUCAGGAUGAAUUUCUUGGAAUAAUACGUGUAUUCGGCAAUCUUACACGGCAUACAGCAAUAAGGCAAUGGUUAGCUAAUAAUAGCAGUCGAUUAUUACAAGUCAAAUAUUUUUCAGCUUCUAAUAGCAUCAAUCCAAUCAGUAGUAUUAAUAAUAAUACUACAGGAUUGAAUAAUUUAAUUCAACAGAACGCUUUCCUAUAUUUAGUCAUACAAGCGUUGGAUUCUCCACGACCAGAUAUUGUUUAUAGUACAUUAGGUGUGUUGAUUAACUUGAUGACAGAUUUAGACCAACGACCAAUGUUAAAAAUAAUGGGAGGCCUAUCAAAACUUGUAGAAAUUCUUCGUGAUUUUGCUGGACAUGACUGGGAGUUAGCUGGAUUAACGUGUAAAACAUUAUGGAAUUACACAGAAGUGGUUGAUAAUUCACAGGGGAAAAUGUUUGAUCAAGAAUUGAUGAAUGAGUUGCUAAGUCUACUAACCAAAUUUACUGAUGAUGAAGUUAUUGCACAAAUACAUAAAUCAUUAUUAUCAAAUAGUUUGGUAGCCGAAUCUGAUUGCUUAUUACUGUGGGAAUCCACAUGGUCUAACGAAUUUCUUCCUUUUGCAAAUGAACUUAUUCAUCGUUUGUCAAAUGCGCCACAAUAA
Molecule: messenger RNA, 8170 nt
Organism: Schistosoma rodhaini
Lineage: Eukaryota; Metazoa; Platyhelminthes; Trematoda; Strigeidida; Schistosomatidae
Source: the annotation of a GenBank genome assembly